AUGGCCACUUCCCGUAUUCAGGCGACAGCACGCCAGUUGUCCAAAACAUUUAAGAAGAAAAGUAGAUUCGAUAUAGGCAUAGCAUCAGAGUUACCUGCGGCCUAUAAGAAGUUCUGGCGAGAAUGGAAAGUGCUGAAGCCAGCAGCUGUACACUAUAUUCCCCAAGACAGCAAGUGGAAACGAGAUGACCUCACGGGCGAAACUCUUCCUGUGCAAAAUAUCCCCAUACCAUUGAAACAUCCUGCCGAAAUUGAUGAGGGAAUAUGGGGUGGGGAAGCUAUAGUAAAAGGUUUUCAAAAACGUGACUUAAAGAAGCGUCGAGUACCUCACUAUUGGGUACCAGUUCUAAAAAGGACAGUGGUUAAAUCUGAAGUUUUAAACACUCAUUUAUCUGUCACAGUUACUGACAGAACCAUUAAACUUAUCAAUGACCAUUAUGGAUUUGACCAUUACUUACUUAAAACACCCGCUUGUGACCUCAUUUCAAUGCUUGCUUUGAAACUCAAGAAGCAAAUAUUAAUUGAACUUAUGAACGGCUGUCCUCGGCAUGCAUAUGACCCAGUUAAGCAAAAGGAAAUUUAUGAUGAAUAUAAAACUUAUUUGUCUUCUUAUACCCCUGAAGAAAUUGAUUGGUAUGGGUUGACAUGGUAUGAGGCUCUGUGCAAAGUAGCAAAAAUAAAAGAGGCAGCUAAUAAGCCUGUCCCAUUGAAGAAUGUUUACAGAAAGAAUUUAGUUGAAAAGCUAAAGGCGGCAGGAAUAGAAGCUCAACCAUCAGCAGAUGAAAUAUCAAAUACUACAUCCUGGCUGUCCAAGAUGAAUCCUUUUGGGAAAAAAGAUGAAGCAUAG
Leptosia nina is the source of this 846-nucleotide messenger RNA. NCBI's taxonomy places the organism in Eukaryota, Metazoa, Arthropoda, Insecta, Lepidoptera, Pieridae. The record is from the annotation of a GenBank genome assembly.